UAGUGUCUUGAGAGAAACACCCCUCUCUCUCUACUUAGCUCCAUUUGCUUUGCUCCUUCUCUCUUUCCAUCUUCUUCUUCUCCUCCUUCGAGAGAGCAAAUGAAAAUCCAAACUCUUUUCCCCAACCAUUCUUUCAUGAGAGGCUCUCUCCACUCAGAGGGCUUACCCGUCUAAAAAUCAAACCUUUCCAUUUUCUCAAUCGAUACCCAUUUCUUCUCCAUCUUGCCCUUCCCAUUAUUUCCCUUAAAGCAUCGAUUUUUACUUUCUCGCUGUGUGAUUUCUCGACUUGGAAAUGAUGAUGGCUCAUCAUCAUCACUCCAUGGACGACAGAGACUCUCCGGAUAAAGGAUUCGACUCUGGCAAGUACGUUAGGUACACACCGGAGCAAGUUGAAGCUCUUGAGAGAGUUUACGCCGAGUGUCCGAAACCUAGCUCUCUCCGAAGACAGCAACUCAUUCGUGAAUGCCCGAUUCUCUGCAACAUCGAGCCUCGUCAGAUCAAAGUUUGGUUCCAAAACCGCAGAUGUCGAGAGAAGCAGAGGAAAGAAUCUGCUCGUCUUCAGACAGUGAACAGAAAGCUGAGUGCCAUGAACAAGCUUCUGAUGGAAGAGAACGACCGCUUGCAGAAGCAAGUCUCCCACUUGGUUUACGAAAAUGGAUUCAUGAAACAUCGAAUCCACACUGCAUCUGGGACGACCACAGACAACAGCUGUGAGUCUGUGGUCGUGAGUGGUCAGCAACGUCAGCAGCAAAACCCAACACAUCAGCAUCCGCAACGUGAUGCUAACAACCCAGCUGGUCUUCUCUCCAUUGCGGAGGAGACCUUGGCAGAGUUCCUUUGCAAGGCUACAGGAACUGCUGUCGACUGGGUCCAGAUGAUUGGGAUGAAGCCUGGUCCGGAUUCUAUUGGCAUCGUAGCCGUUUCACGCAACUGCAGUGGAAUAGCAGCACGUGCCUGUGGCCUCGUGAGUUUAGAACCCAUGAAGGUUGUUGAAAUCCUCAAAGAUCGUCCAUCUUGGUUCCGUGACUGUCGAUGUGUCGAGACUCUAAGCGUGAUACCCACUGGAAACGGUGGUACUAUUGAGCUUGUGAACACUCAGAUUUAUGCUCCUACAACAUUAGCAGCAGCUCGUGACUUUUGGACGCUUAGAUAUAGUACAAGUCUAGAAGAUGGAAGCUAUGUGGUUUGUGAGAAGUCAUUAACUUCUGCAACUGGUGGCCCCAAUGGUCCACUGUCUUCAAGCUUCGUGAGAGCCAAAAUGCUGUCAAGCGGGUUUCUUAUCCGUCCUUGUGAUGGUGGUGGUUCCAUCAUUCACAUUGUUGAUCAUGUUGAUUUGGAUGUUUCAAGUGUUCCUGAAGUCCUGAGGCCGCUCUAUGAGUCUUCCAAAAUUCUCGCUCAGAAAAUGACCGUCGCUGCUCUGAGACAUGUGAGGCAAAUUGCUCAAGAGACUAGUGGAGAAGUUCAGUAUAGUGGUGGACGCCAGCCUGCUGUUUUAAGAACUUUCAGCCAAAGACUCUGCCGUGGUUUCAAUGAUGCUGUUAAUGGUUUUGCGGAUGAUGGAUGGUCUCCUAUGAGUAGUGAUGGAGGAGAGGAUAUUACUAUCAUGAUCAACUCUUCCUCUGCUAAAUUCGCUGGUUCUCAAUACGGUAACUCGUUUCUUCCAAGUUUUGGAAGCGGUGUCCUCUGUGCAAAAGCUUCUAUGCUGUUACAGAAUGUUCCACCCCUUGUCCUGAUUCGGUUCCUGAGAGAACAUCGAGCUGAAUGGGCAGACUAUGGGGUUGAUGCCUACUCUGCUGCAUCUCUCAGAGCAACUCCAUUCGCUGUUCCUUGCGUUAGAACCGGUGGGUUCCCGAGUAACCAAGUCAUUCUUCCUCUCGCACAGACACUCGAACAUGAAGAGUUUCUCGAAGUGGUUAGGCUUGGAGGUCAUGCUUACUCACCUGAAGACAUGGGCUUAUCCCGGGACAUGUAUUUACUGCAGCUUUGCAGCGGCGUUGAUGAAAAUGUGGUUGGAGGUUGUGCUCAGCUUGUCUUUGCUCCUAUCGAUGAAUCAUUUGCUGAUGAUGCACCUUUGCUUCCUUCUGGCUUCCGGGUCAUACCGCUUGAACAAAAAACAACUCCGAGUGAUCAUGUAUCUGCGAAUCGAACACGGGAUCUAGCAUCAUCUCUAGAUGGUUCAACCAAAACCGAUUCAGAAACAAACUCCAGAUUGGUCUUGACCAUAGCCUUCCAGUUCACAUUUGAUAACCAUUCAAGAGACAAUGUUGCUACAAUGGCGAGACAGUAUGUGAGGAAUGUUGUUGGUUCGAUUCAGAGAGUGGCUUUAGCCAUUACACCUCGUCCUGGCUCAAUGCAACUUCCUACUUCCCCUGAAGCUCUCACUCUGGUCCGUUGGAUCUCCCGUAGUUACAGUAUUCAUACAGGUGCAAACCUGCUUGGAGCUGAAUCUCAAGCUUGUGAUGGAGACACAUUGCUUAAACAACUCUGGAACCAUGCUGAUGCUAUCUUGUGCUGCUCCUUGAAAACUAAUGCCUCACCGGUAUUCACAUUUGCAAACCAAGCUGGUUUAGACAUGCUUGAAACUACGCUCGUGGCACUUCAAGACAUAAUGCUCGACAAGACUCUCAAUGACUCUGGUCGUAAAGCUCUUUGCUCCGAAUUCGCUAAGAUCAUGCAGCAGGGAUAUGCUAAUCUUCCGGCGGGAAUCUGUGUGUCGAGUAUGGGGAGACCAGUUUCGUAUGAGCAAGCGACGGUGUGGAAAGUUCUUGACGACGACGAAUCAAAUCACUGCUUGGCGUUUAUCCUCGUGAACUGGUCCUUCGUGUGAAGAAAAGGCUUUAAUUAUGUUAGAUAUUGAAGUUAGGAUGGCUGUUUUGGCUAAUGUUUGUGAAAUUAGGAGGGUCAUUAUGUAAUGUGGACAAAUGUGAUGAUAUAUGUAUCUUGAUCAAAUUAUGACACUA
Messenger RNA from Eutrema salsugineum, 2960 nucleotides. RefSeq names its product homeobox-leucine zipper protein ATHB-9. The coding region runs from base 293 to 2827 and encodes 844 amino acids. Gene Ontology annotation, molecular function: lipid binding; DNA-binding transcription factor activity; DNA binding. The transcript is spliced from 18 exons. NCBI's taxonomy places the organism in Eukaryota, Viridiplantae, Streptophyta, Magnoliopsida, Brassicales, Brassicaceae. The record is from RefSeq and is a predicted model, not a curated record.